GAGUUUUGCCCAGUAAGGGUUUCCUGGUUACGGAGAACUCGCUAAGUUUAUGCAAAAUGUGGUGCAUAAAAGGACUGGACAACCCAAGUCGCAUACAGAAAGCGGUCGUCUCUGAGAGUAGCAGGACUUCCACUGAGUUCUUACAUCAAGAGGACGAUCCAGGUCAGUUGAAACAACAUGGCAGCUUGGGGGUGCACAGCUGUGUCCUUACUUCUGGUGACCUUGUGCCAGGGCGCACCAACUGAAGUCGUGCCAAAUGAAACUCCAGAUGAUGUUUUCAAGUACGGUUCUGUGCUAGAGAUCUAUGACUCUGGGAAAGGGAACAUCUACGACUAUAUGGACAUCAUACUGGCACCAGAGGUCGGCUUACAGACUCUGCCCAACUCAACCAAAGUCCCGGAUGGAAGUCUUUCUCGCGAGAAGAGGGUUGCAAUUCUCGCGACUCUCGCCGCAAUCGCGCCCAUAGCCAGCGCAGUGUUCGGGGCGGGAAGUUUCAUCUACGGAAUCGUCAACGGGCAACAACGAUUGGCUGAACUCAGGGAAAUCAACCGGAAGUUGGACCGCCUGGACAGGAAACUGGACGCACUGCAGCAACAGCUCGGUGACGUGCAGUUCGGCCAGCAGUGGCUGGAGGGCGCUGUUCUGUAUGGGAGGGAUAUUCAGAGGCUGAACUACUUUAUCAACUACUUGGACAACAACCUGAACCUGGGCAGCAAUGGUCAACUGGUCCCCGCUAACCAAGCCGCCAACUGGGCAAACGCCGUGCUCGACUUGAGCGCUGAUGGCGUCGGACAGGUACUCCUUAACCUUCACGACAUGAUGAUGGGCACUUCGGGAAUCUUCGGAAGAAACUCGCUCUUCGUGUUGUACGAGAGUCGCCUCGAUCAGGACUCCGACGGCUACUGGUCAAAGGUCAGACAGUUUCUGGAGUUCGCGUUCUCCAUCCAAACCGCCGGGUACGCUUCCUGGGCCACUGCUCUCAACAUCAAGGGACGGCAGGGUGAAGUUGCAGCUGUAGUUGCCAGGGGGCGCAACAGGUUAAAUGGUCAACGACAGUUCCUCCAACGGUAUACCAAACAGUGGCCGACUGGUACCUAUGGUUUACCCCGGACGAACACAGGCUGCCCUGUAGCUGCAGGCGCUAGGUGGCGCACGGGUGUCCGUACCCAUGACACCGAGGACGACGACUCCAACAACCAAUGGACGGGCGGCCUGCAUUUUGACGGCGGCUUCGGAAGAAACAACAUGCAACAAAAAUUCUGCAUGAAGACUUCCUCGGGAGAUGGAGAUGGCAGCUGGCCACGUGGUAGCUACUGUAUCUUCAAGAAGGGUGGCUGUCCCGGAGGUUUCCAGUCAGGUGAGAUCUAUUGGGACGAUGAAGAUGACGACAACAAUAACGGCAGGGGUGGCGAACUGCCUGACGGGACCUACAACCGUAACACCCUGAUCAGGUACUGCUGUCGGAACGACGGGAGCGCCAACAGACACAUCUCACUCCCCAACCGCAGCCCCUUCUACCUCUUCCGCUACAGACAGGGCUGUCAGAAGGUUGCCGGAAUGAACGUCAGGGAAGAGUUUUUCCGUUGGGACGACGAGGAUGACGAUAAUAAAAACCGCCGCCAGGGGGCGCAUCCGUACGACGAUGGCGGAAACAGCAAUCAUCGCCUUCACUACUGUUACUAUUCGUAAUAGUCUUGAGCGACAAUGUUUAACGAUUUGUUGCAUACAGCCAAUCCAGAAAUGUAUCGGCACACGUGUAUAUUAUAUGUAUAUAUGAUAUUCUCAGAUGUUUUUAAAAAGCACUGAACAAAUCAAGCAACAGGUCGAUAUGAUUAACACGUUCUUUUAGAUUUGGCAGUAUCACAAGUAACGUUACUGGGGAUCUUCUUAUUUUUUUGGUAGAGUUCUAGAAAGUUCGAUCACCUGUAAUUUCAUGAAAGGAAAACAGAAUAAAGAGCUUUAUGUGAACUACA
Branchiostoma floridae (Florida lancelet) is the source of this 1973-nucleotide messenger RNA. RefSeq lists its product as uncharacterized. Gene Ontology annotation, molecular function: wide pore channel activity. The record is from RefSeq and is a predicted model, not a curated record. The coding region runs from base 178 to 1689 and encodes 503 amino acids. The transcript is spliced from 12 exons. Gene Ontology annotation, cellular component: membrane. NCBI's taxonomy places the organism in Eukaryota, Metazoa, Chordata, Leptocardii, Amphioxiformes, Branchiostomatidae.